Cololabis saira (Pacific saury) is the source of this 2746-nucleotide messenger RNA. RefSeq names its product acid-sensing ion channel 1-like. The transcript is spliced from 10 exons. The record is from RefSeq and is a predicted model, not a curated record. Gene Ontology annotation, biological process: sodium ion transmembrane transport. Lineage: Eukaryota; Metazoa; Chordata; Actinopteri; Beloniformes; Belonidae. The coding region runs from base 583 to 2073 and encodes 496 amino acids. Gene Ontology annotation, cellular component: membrane.
CUUCUGGACCGGGAUUCAGACGACAGGACCCCUCCAUCCGACCUGGAACAUGUGCACAUUUAAGCUGCAGAGCAACUCCUCACAGACCCGCCACAAAAGGAUUCAAUUCCUUCUCUGAGCUACGGGCUUCUUCUUGGUGAUGUGUCUGUAUUUAGGGAUUACGCGUGCACCGCUGGACGUAUAAUCGUUGAAAUACUUUGCCAAAUCUUUCUUUCUUUCUUUGUCUGCACUGCCACCCACCGAGAAAGCUGCUGAACAUCACUGUAGCGGGGGGACUGCCGUACCCUCGUCUGGCAUCUUUAUUAUGGUUGCGUUUGGGCUCUUGCGUGCCUUGUUUCGUUAUUCCUGCGCACAAAUCCAUCUCAUCUGACUUUGCUGGAGAGCGGGAUGUGUGAGUGAUGGCGAUCAAACCCUAUCAGGAGUUGUCUUCUGCACGUUUGUACCUGUCCCGGCAGAUGGUGGCAGUUUGUGCCACAGAUGAAUGAAUGAGUGAAUGAAUGAAUACUUGCACGGUUUAUCCGAACAGGGAGAGCGUUGAUGCUGUUUUCUGACUGUGGCAUUACAGUUCCUCCAAUCUAAACAAUGGAUCUCAAAGUGGAAGCAGAAGAAAUGGACUCAAAUCGCCCUCCACCCAUAGAAGUUUUUGCGCACAGCUCGACGCUGCACGGAAUCUCCCACAUCUUGACCUACGAGCGCAGCGGCAUCAAGCGCUGCCUGUGGCUCGUCUGCUUCUUGGGCUCUCUGACCUUCUUGCUGUACGUGUGCGUCGACCGGAUCCACUUUUACCUCGAGUACCCGCACGUCACCAGACUGGAUGAGGUCGCGACCCCGAUCAUGACGUUCCCCGCCGUCACCUUCUGCAACCUGAACGCGUUCCGCUUCAGCCGGGUGACGCGCAACGACCUGUACCACGCAGGGGAGCUGCUGGCCCUGCUCAACCAGAGGUAUGAGAUCAGGGACAUACACCUUGUGGAGGAGAGCGUUUUGGAGAGCCUGAAAGUCAAAGCGGACUUCCACAAUUUCAAGCCGCGACCUUUCAACAUGCGGGAGUUCUACGACCGCACAGGCCACGACAUCAAAGACAUGCUGCUGUCCUGCCACUUCCACGGCACCGAGUGCAGACCAGAAGAUUUCAAAGUGGUUUUCACUCGCUAUGGGAAGUGCUACACCUUCAACGCUGGUGGUGAUGGACGCCCCCCUCUCAUCACCACCAAAGGAGGGAUGGGAAAUGGACUGGAGCUCAUGCUGGACAUCCAGCAGGAUGAAUACCUGCCAGUCUGGGGAGAAACAGAUGAGACAUCGUUUGAAGCUGGGGUCAAAGUUCAGAUCCACAGUCAGGACGAGCCGCCUUUCAUUGACCAGCUUGGCUUCGGGGUGGCACCGGGCUUCCAAACGUUUGUUUCCUGCCAAGAGCAGCGGCUGAUAUAUCUCCCCCCACCAUGGGGUGACUGUAAAGUGACGCCCAUGGAUUCGGACUUCUUUGACAGCUACAGCCUCACGGCCUGCCGCAUUGACUGCGAAACACGAUACCUGGUGGACAACUGCAACUGCCGCAUGGUGCACAUGCCUGGAGAUGCACCUUACUGCACCCCUGAGCUGUACAAGGAAUGUGCUGAUCCAGCUCUCGAUUUCUUGGUUGAACAAGACAAUGACUACUGUGUGUGUGAGGCGCCGUGCAAUAUGACCAGAUACAGCAAAGAGCUGUCCUUCGUCAAGAUCCCGAGCAAGGCAUCUGCAAAAUAUCUUGCAAAGAAAUACAACAAAUCUGAGCAGUAUAUAAAGGAGAAUAUCCUGGUUAUAGACAUCUUCUUUGAGGCCCUGAACUAUGAAACAAUUGAGCAGAAGAAAGCUUAUGAAGUUGCUGGACUUUUAGGGGAUAUUGGCGGUCAGAUGGGGCUCUUUAUUGGCGCAAGCAUACUAACUAUUCUGGAGAUAUUUGACUACCUUUAUGAGGUGAUAAAGUACAAGCUGUGUCGCUGCUCCGCUAAGAAGCACAAACACAACAACAACAACGACCAGGGGGCGGUCCUGAGCUUGGGCGAUGUCAAGUGUCACGUCAGUAACUUUCACUGAGGCCCUGCGGCCUGCGAGCCGCCGGCAUCGUCCUGGACUUCCCCAGCAGCAGAGGACGUGUGAGAACUGUGGCCGGUGAAGGUUUGGGAGAGACGGGCUGAACUCAGACACGCUGCCGGAGUAAGUGGACGGCUGGACCGACGACAGAUCAGCAGAGACCAGCGAUCUACGUGUUCAAUAACUGCAUGGUCAUCUGUAAAACACCUUUUCAAGACAUCAUCAUCAUCGAUCCAGUAAAUAAUGUGACUUAGAUGGAGGUUCAUGUGUGUUCGGUGAAGCGGCACUCGCGUGGGAUUUGUAACCUGUCAGUUUGAUCAUGCUUCAUGUGGAUUAUUGUUUAGCAGAAAAUGUUCCCGGUCCUGCACCCACUCUGUCAGCUUUAUUGCCUUUCUCACCAGCUUAUCAUCUUUAUAUUCAUGCCAUCCAUCGUCAUCUGAGCACUGUCUUCCCUGGUUAGACUCAUUCUUUGCAUCCUGCCAAUACACUGUACUACCUCAUCUCUCAGUGCCACGAAAAUUUAUGAACCAAGAAUACUGACCAACAAAAAAAGACCUUUAGAGAAGUGUGUGUGUUGGGGGGGAGUAACUUUGAAAUUAAUGGCGUGCACGGGCUCUUUUCACAGAAGAGAGUCUGAACAGAGUUAAGAAGUUUGGUAUCUUCUUUGGCAUCGUUG